AUGGCACAGAAGUUAGUAUCUCUAUCUCAGCUCAUCAAGCAUAUCAAAAGGCUCCCUUUGAGUGUACGCUUUUCACCAGGCAACGACCGUAGUUCUACGGGCUCCUUCUACACCGCCGCCAAUCCGCUUCAUGUUUCAACGACCUUACGCCAGCCACUUUGUGGCAACAGCGAAGGAUGGGGCCCUAUAAACUCGGAUCUUGCUGACUUCACGCCAUGCUUCGUCGAUGUCCCUGUCUCAAUUACCGCUUGGUGGGGUGUGGUGAUGGGCGCCGGGGCAUUAUGGCUCUUGCUUAAGAGGCGCGAACCACAACACGUUCCGAAGAAUUGGCAUUUCUACGCUAAGCUGGUUGUUCUGGCGCUUCUGCUCGCGUUGACGGCCACCCAAGCUAUUCUUCAAUUGGUAUCGAACGCACAACUGUACAUCGCUGAUUUUCGAUUUUGGGCAAAUGUUUGGACCUUGGCUUCACUCGCCGUGAUCUUUGCAGUCCAAUAUUUUGAACACUGGCGCAGUAGACAGCCAAACGGAGUGGUUCUCUUUUACUGGGUGUUCUUCAUCAUAGCGCAUGGUAUAAAAUUACGAUCUCUCGUCACCCGCGAAGUAUUCCGCUAUCAUCUCCCUUACUUCAUCGUCAUUACCAUCAGCGUCGCCCUCGCAAUCGUUGAGUUUAUCCUAGAGUACCUCGUCCCCAAGAAACAGAGUGCAUACGAUACCUUAGGCAAGGAAGACGAAUGCCCGUUCGAGUAUGCGGAUAUCUUCUCCGUUCUCACCUUUAGUUGGAUGACACCGAUGAUGAAAUACGGCUACAAACACUUUCUAACCCAGGAUGAUAUGUGGAAUCUGAGAGAACGAGACACCACGAAAACAACGAGCUCUCUCUUAGAGGACUCGUGGGGUAUCGAGCUAGAGAAGAAGUCUCCUUCUUUGUGGAUUGCACUAUUCCGGGCAUUCGGAGGCCCGUACAUGCGGGGAGCUAUUAUCAAGUGUGGCAGUGAUAUACUUGCCUUUGUGCAACCGCAGCUAUUGCGAUACUUGAUAAGCUUCGUCGAUUCGUAUCGUACUGAUCAGCCGCAGCCCGUUGCCCGGGGUGUUGCUAUCGCUCUAGCCAUGUUCGCGGUUUCCGUCUGCCAAACAGCAUGUCUGCAUCAAUACUUCCAGCGAGCCUUCGAGACUGGCAUGCGCGUUAAGUCAGCUCUCACCGGCCUCAUUUACUCCAAGGCGCUCAGAUUGUCAAAUGAGGGUCGCUCGGCAAAGACUACUGGAGAUAUCGUCAAUCAUAUGGCUAUUGACCAGCAGCGAUUGGUGGACUUGACCCAAUUUGGUACUCAGCUCUGGUCUGCGCCUUUCCAAAUUACUCUGUGCAUGGUUUCUCUUUAUCAACUUGUUGGUAAUAGUAUGUGGGCUGGUAUUGGAGUCAUGAUUCUCAUGAUACCGAUCAAUGGCAUAAUUGCUCGAAUGAUGAAGACCCUUCAGAUUGUCCAGAUGAAGAACAAAGACUCCAGGACACGUCUUAUGACCGAAAUCUUGAAUAACAUGAAAAGCAUCAAGUUGUAUGCGUGGAACAAGGCUUUCAUGUCUAAAUUGAGUCACAUUCGUAAUGACCUUGAGUUGAAUACACUUCGGAAGAUUGGUGCAACUCAAGCUGUUGCAAAUUUCACUUGGUCUUCAACCCCAUUUCUGGUAUCCUGCACAACAUUUGCAGUUUUUGUGCUGAUCGAUGACCGUCCUUUGACUACCGAGCUUGUUUUCCCGGCAUUGACUUUGUUCAACCUAUUAACAUUCCCACUAUCCAUUUUGCCUAUGGUUAUUACCUCAAUUAUAGAAGCUUCAGUCGCUGUGAAACGCCUUACUGACUAUCUCACUUCGGACGAACUCCAAGAAGAUGCUGUCCUCUUCCAGGAGCCGGUUACACACAACGGCGAUGAGUCUGUCCGCAUUCGAGAUGCAUCAUUCACAUGGAACAAGUAUCAACCUAACAAUGUCUUGGAGAAUAUCAAUUUGAGUGCCCGCAAAGGCGAAUUGACCUGUAUCGUUGGUCGUGUCGGUGCGGGCAAGUCAUCGCUUCUCCAAGCCAUUCUCGGAGAUCUCUGGAAGAGCCAAGGCGAAGUCAUCGUACGUGGCCGAAUCGCAUAUGUUGCACAGCAGUCUUGGGUCAUGAACGCUAGCGUGAGAGAAAAUAUUGUUUUCGGCCAUCGCUGGGAUCCACACUUCUAUGAACUUACAAUUGAAGCCUGUGCUCUAGUUGACGACUUCAAGACACUUCCCGACGGUGACCAGACAGAGGUCGGCGAGCGGGGUAUCUCGCUUUCAGGUGGACAAAAAGCUCGAUUGACACUUGCUCGAGCUGUCUAUGCACGAGCUGACAUUUACCUUUUGGAUGAUGUCCUAUCUGCUGUAGACUCCCACGUUGGCAGACACAUUAUCAACAGGGUGCUAGGACCAACUGGUGUUCUUAAUGGCAAAACGCGUAUUCUCGCCACCAAUUCUAUUGCUGUGCUGCGAGAGGCAGACUUUAUUGCACUUAUCAGGGAUCGUACUUUUAUUGAGAAGGGUACAUACGAACAACUUAUGGCAAUGAAGGGAGAAGUGGCAAAUCUGAUACGCACAAUAUCUGCCGAGGAUGAUGAUGAAAACGAUUCUGAAGCCAGCAGAGACGACGCUAAGAGCCCUAUCAGCCUUGAUUCAACAACUGUCGAUGAGUCUGAUAUGUCUGAAAUCGAAGAAGCGGAGGACGACCUUGGUGCCCUUGCACCUAUCAAACCCGGUGGUGUCAGAAGAUCUAGUAUGGCUACUUUACGACGUGCCAGUACUGCAAGUUGGCAUGGCCCGCGUAGGGAGACUAGCGACGAAGAGAACGGUCUCAAAACCAAACAAACCAAAGAAAAAUCAGAACAAGGGAAGGUCAAAUGGAGUGUUUAUACCGAAUAUGCAAAAGAAAGCAAUCUUUAUGCAGUCUCCAUCUAUCUAUUCUUCCUUCUUGCCUCACAGACAGCUCAAGUUGCAGGAGGUUUUUGGUUAAAGCGUUGGUCUGAAGUUAAUGAGAUCUCUGGCCGGAACCCCGAUGUUGGCAAAUACAUUGGAGUCUAUUUUGCUUUUGGAUUAGGGUCAUCUGCUCUUGUAGUUUUGCAAACAUUUAUCCUUUGGAUUUUCUGCUCCAUCGAGGCAUCUCGCAAGUUUCACGAACGUAUGGCAUACGCUAUCUUUCGGUCACCAAUGAGCUUCUUCGAGACUACGCCUUCUGGCCGUAUUCUUAACCGAUUCUCAAGUGACAUAUAUCGAGUUGACGAGGUGCUCGCACGUACUUUCAAUAUGUUAUUCGUCAAUGCUGCCCGUGCCAUGUUCACCAUGGGUGUGAUUGCGUUCUCAACACCAGCGUUCUUGACCGUUAUCGUCCCUCUUGGAUUUGUCUAUAUGUCUUAUCAAAAGUACUACUUGAGAACUUCCCGAGAACUCAAGAGAUUGGAUAGUGUCAGUCGAAGCCCGAUCUUUGCCCAUUUCCAGGAAUCUCUGGGCGGUGUAUCGACGAUUCGCGCAUACAGACAAACGAAGAGAUUUGCCAUGGAGAAUGAAUGGCGCAUGGAUGCCAACAACCGGGCAUUCUUCCCGUCCAUCAGCGCCAAUAGAUGGCUUGCUGUGAGAUUGGAGUUCAUAGGAUCUAUUGUUAUCCUAUCUGCGGCCGUGUUAUCUAUCAUCUCCGUUAGCACUGGCUCUGGCUUGUCAGGAGGUAUGGUGGGUUUGGCCAUGUCUUAUGCUCUACAGAUUACCCAGUCCCUCAACUGGAUUGUGCGGCAGACGGUCGAAGUUGAAACAAAUAUUGUAUCCGUCGAACGUGUGUUGGAAUACGCUAACUUGCCUAGCGAGGCUCCUGAUGUUAUCUUCAAGCACAGACCUGCUAUCGGUUGGCCGGCACAGGGUGGUGUGUCAUUCCAGAACUACAGUACUCGUUACCGUCCUGAACUUGACCUUGUUCUAAAGAAAAUCAACCUCGAUAUCAAACCCCAUGAGAAGAUCGGUGUCGUCGGUCGCACUGGUGCCGGCAAGAGUUCUCUGACAUUGGCGUUGUUCCGUAUCAUUGAAGGCACUGAAGGCGAAAUUAGCAUCGAUGACUUGGAUAUAUCUACAAUCGGUCUUACUGACCUUCGUGGUCGCCUUGCAAUCAUUCCUCAAGAUCCAGCGAUGUUCGAAGGAACUGUUCGAGACAAUCUGGAUCCUCGUCAUGUUCACGAUGAUACUGAGUUGUGGAGCGUUCUCAGCCAUGCACGUCUCAAGGAGCAUGUUGCUGGCAUGGAGGGUCAGUUGGACGCCGUGAUUCAGGAAGGAGGAUCAAACCUGAGCCAGGGACAGCGGCAGCUCGUCUCGUUGGCUCGCGCAUUGCUGACGCCAAGUAACAUUUUGGUCCUAGAUGAAGCAACGGCCGCAGUAGACGUUGAAACCGAUGCCCUGCUUCAACAAACCUUACGUAGUAGCAUCUUCAAGGAUCGUACUAUUAUCACCAUCGCUCAUAGAAUCAAUACCAUCAUCGACUCUGACCGCAUUGUGGUCUUGGAUCGGGGUACUGUCGCAGAAUUCGAUACCCCAGCCGAGCUUCUCCGGCAAGGUGGCAAAUUCUAUGAUCUCGUCAAAGAGGCAAAUCUCUUGGACAGUGAUGCUGUAACAAGCAUGCUGGGGAAGAAAUAG
Talaromyces marneffei is the source of this 4677-nucleotide messenger RNA. RefSeq lists its product as uncharacterized. Gene Ontology annotation, molecular function: ATP binding; ABC-type transporter activity; ATP hydrolysis activity. The record is from RefSeq and is a predicted model, not a curated record. Gene Ontology annotation, cellular component: membrane. Bases 1 to 4677 code for a protein of 1558 amino acids. Gene Ontology annotation, biological process: transmembrane transport. The transcript has 9 exons. Lineage: Eukaryota; Fungi; Ascomycota; Eurotiomycetes; Eurotiales; Trichocomaceae.